GAGUGCGGUGUCCCUCCCCUGAAGAACCGUCCAUGGAGUUUGUAGUUUUUCUAUCAGAAAGACUCUGGUCGCGGGGCUGGUGUGUGCACUGUGGUCAAUGUUUUCUACCUGAGUGUGGGUCGGCUUGAGUGGUGUGCACAAGGGGAGUGUGUGGAGGCCGCUACUGGUGGCGUGAGAGCAGCAGCACCGCCGUCACCCGCGCCCUCACGCUGGCUCUCCCCCCGACACUCGGCCCGGCGUCCUCCUCCUCCUCCCUCCAUCCCCCGGCGCGCCAGGCCCUCGCCCACGCCACGCACGCCUACCUGGAGACUCCCUACUACCUGAAGCGGGACCCGGAGGACCUGGUAGGGUCGGCAGCGACCCCUCCGGGCGGCGACCUGAUGACCCUCAGCCCCCGCCAUACCACGCCCUUCUCCGUCUCCGACAUCCUAUCGCCCCUGGAGGAGCAACGUCGUGCCCUCGACUUGCUGGACGACCGUCGCCUCGACCUGCUGGAUUCGGGUAGCUACGGGCGCGCCGCCGCCAUGCAGCCCGCCGGCAUGCAGCACGUGGGCUACCCGCCCGCGCCGCCGCCCACCACCUACUGCACGCCCGAUGUUUACGACGCCCGCGCCUCAGCCCCCUCAUGGUACCAGACCUCCUCUUCUGACCCUCGAUUUGCAAGUAAGUUCACAUAACACAUCAGGUGGGAGUAUGUUAUGUCGCUCCGCGAGACGCGGCAAUGGCGUCUAGUGGUGUGUGUUGAUAUACAUGGUGCACCUAGCGAUGGUACCACUGAACUGUUGUGGGUGGUCGGGCCAGGGUCUGCAGGCACACCACACCCUGACACCUUCCAUAGCGCCACACC
This is a messenger RNA of Procambarus clarkii (red swamp crayfish), 847 nucleotides long. Lineage: Eukaryota; Metazoa; Arthropoda; Malacostraca; Decapoda; Cambaridae. The record is from RefSeq and is a predicted model, not a curated record.